GUGACCUUUAUACGCUGGUUUAUAUCUACCAACCACAAAGAUAUCGGGACUUUAUAUCUUAUCUUCGGGGCCUGGGCCGGAAUAGUAGGUACAGCCCUCAGCUUACUAAUUCGUGCUGAACUCAGCCAGCCAGGAGCCCUCCUAGGUGAUGAUCAGAUUUACAAUGUUAUCGUCACGGCCCAUGCUUUCGUAAUGAUUUUCUUCAUGGUAAUACCUAUUAUGAUCGGAGGUUUUGGUAACUGACUUAUUCCUCUUAUGCUGGGCGCCCCUGAUAUAGCAUUCCCUCGAAUAAACAACAUGAGCUUUUGACUUCUGCCCCCUUCAUUUCUCCUCCUUUUGGCCUCCUCAGGCGUAGAAGCCGGAGCAGGAACUGGGUGAACUGUAUAUCCCCCCUUAUCUGGAAACCUAGCGCAUGCAGGAGCAUCCGUAGACCUGACCAUCUUUUCUUUACAUCUGGCAGGAAUUUCCUCUAUUUUAGGUGCUAUUAAUUUUAUUACCACUAUUAUUAACAUGAAACCUACAACUGUUUCCAUGUACCAAAUUCCCCUGUUCGUAUGAGCCGUCCUAAUUACAGCCGUUCUCCUUCUGCUAUCUCUCCCAGUUUUAGCUGCUGGCAUUACAAUGCUACUUACAGAUCGUAACCUCAACACCGCUUUCUUUGACCCCGCGGGGGGAGGAGACCCGAUUUUAUACCAACACUUGUUCUGGUUCUUCGGACACCCAGAAGUAUAUAUUCUUAUUCUUCCCGGCUUUGGAAUAAUCUCCCAUAUCGUCGCUUACUACGCUGGUAAGAAAGAACCCUUCGGCUAUAUGGGAAUAGUGUGAGCGAUAAUAGCUAUUGGCCUGCUCGGGUUUAUUGUCUGAGCACAUCAUAUGUUUACAGUAGGUAUAGACGUGGACACUCGCGCUUACUUCACCUCCGCUACAAUGAUUAUUGCAAUCCCGACGGGUGUAAAAGUCUUCAGUUGGCUCGCAACACUCCAUGGAGGUAAUAUUAAGUGAGAAACACCACUCCUCUGAGCCUUAGGCUUCAUCUUCCUAUUUACAGUAGGAGGUUUAACCGGUAUUAUUCUAGCCAACUCCUCCUUAGAUAUUGUCCUCCAUGACACAUAUUAUGUUGUAGCCCAUUUCCAUUAUGUCUUAUCCAUAGGGGCAGUCUUUGCAAUUGUUGCUGCUUUCGUUCACUGGUUCCCCCUGUUUACAGGUUAUACCCUUCACACCGCAUGAACUAAAGUCCAUUUCGGAGUAAUAUUCCUCGGAGUUAAUUUAACUUUCUUUCCCCAGCAUUUCCUUGGUCUAGCAGGAAUACCUCGCCGAUAUUCGGACUACCCAGAUGCCUACACACUAUGAAAUACAGUAUCCUCAAUUGGAUCUCUAAUUUCCCUCCUAGCUGUAAUUAUAUUCUUAUUUAUUUUAUGGGAAGCAUUUGCCGCUAAGCGAGAAGUACUCUCAGUAGAACUAACCGCUACAAAUGUUGAGUGACUACACGGCUGCCCUCCUCCCUAUCACACAUUUGAAGAACCUGCUUUCGUACAGGCCCCCUCAAACUAA
Molecule: messenger RNA, 1551 nt
Organism: Scophthalmus maximus (turbot)
Lineage: Eukaryota; Metazoa; Chordata; Actinopteri; Pleuronectiformes; Scophthalmidae
Source: the annotation of a RefSeq genome assembly